AUGGGACAAGGUCCAAUCAAUCUGGUUCCCGUUGACGUCGGGAUCGUUCAUACUCACGGGAAUCCUGUCGACACUGAGACCGCUCACACUCACCGGAGUCUCGUCAACGUUGGGAUCGUUCACGCUCACGGGAAUAUGCAGAUCAGGGUUCAGAUUCCCCAGAUGAGCGACGGCCUCGUACCACAACCAGUGGAUGCAUUACUGUCUAUGAAGAUAAGGGUUGGGGAAACCCUUCACAGUUAUGCCAGUCAGUAUUGGGAGUUUUAUAAUGAGAUUGGCGGGGGCAAUGAGAAGAUUGCAGCGAGCACCUUUAGGAUGGGGCUACCUGAGGACUCCGAACUACGGGAGUUAUUGACGAGGAAGCCUCCCGAGGAUAUGAGGCAACUCAUGAGGCAUAUUGAGGAGUAUAAAUGCCUAGAGGAUGAUCGGAUGCAGAGUAAGGGCAAGGCCCCAAUUGCCAAACAAGAUGGGGGUGACCCGUCUAGGAGAAACCAAAAUUUGUAUUGUACCUAUCACAGGGAUAAGAGGCAUACCACCGAGCAGUGUCGGGUGUUAAAGGACCAUUUAGGGCAGUUAGUGAAGGCAGGAUAUCUGAAGGAGUUUGUGGUGGAUUCAGGGGACAAGGGCACCGAGCAAGGUGCUCAGCGAAGGGGGCACCCUCCCUCUCCUCCAUUAGGAGUGAUUAAAGUCAUCCAUGCCGCCCCGAGGGGUAUUGCUAUGGCUAUGAGCAGAGGAGUGUUGACCGUAGCACCCGUGGGAAAUUGCUCGAGCGAGCAACCCCCUAAGAAGAAGAUGAAGAUUGGUCGGGAACCCAUCACUUUUAACGACAAUGAUUUAGAGGGAACAAUCCAGCCACAUGAUGAUGCAUUGGUGGUGACGGCCCGGAUAAACAGUUUCAUAGUAAAGAGGGUAAUGGUAGAUCAGGGAAAUGGAACCGAUGUGAUGUAUCCUGACCUGUUUAGAGGGUUUGGACUAAAGAAGGAGGACCUCUCAAAAUAUGAUACGCCCCUGGUCGGGUUUGAUGGCCAGGUGGUGAUUCCCGAGGGGCAAAUAUCACUUCCCGUGAAUAUGGAAGGAAAGGAAGUAAUAGUGACUUUUAUAGUUGUCGCUUCGUUUUCUCCUUAUAUUGCCAUUCUAGGAAAGCCGUGGAUCCACGCGAUAGGGGCAGUCCCCUCCACCCUACAUGUGAAGGUUAAAUUCCGUACCGAGCAGGGUAUUGCUUUAGUAAGGGGAAGUUAG
This is a messenger RNA of Quercus lobata, 1239 nucleotides long. RefSeq lists its product as uncharacterized. The transcript has 3 exons. The coding region runs from base 1 to 1239 and encodes 412 amino acids. Lineage: Eukaryota; Viridiplantae; Streptophyta; Magnoliopsida; Fagales; Fagaceae. The record is from RefSeq and is a predicted model, not a curated record.